Messenger RNA from Lithohypha guttulata, 3504 nucleotides. RefSeq names its product Cu(2+)-transporting P-type ATPase (gene CCC2). Gene Ontology annotation, molecular function: ATP hydrolysis activity; copper ion binding; ATP binding. The transcript has a single exon. Gene Ontology annotation, biological process: copper ion homeostasis; monoatomic cation transport. Lineage: Eukaryota; Fungi; Ascomycota; Eurotiomycetes; Chaetothyriales; Trichomeriaceae. The record is from RefSeq and is a predicted model, not a curated record. Gene Ontology annotation, cellular component: membrane. Bases 1 to 3504 code for a protein of 1167 amino acids.
AUGGCGCAAUUGGUUCCGACAACUACCGCCCACAUGGCCACCACCACGGUGAAAGUGAAUGGUAUGACAUGUGGCGCGUGUACUUCUGCGGUAGAGGCUGGCUUUAAGGAUGUCGACGGCGCGGGCGCUGUGUCAAUCAGUCUGAUCAUGGGAAGAGCUGUGGUACAUCACGAUCCCACCAAAUUGUCCCCACAACAAAUCGCAGAGAUAAUAGAGGAUCGUGGGUUUGACGCUGAAGUUCUUACCACAGAUAUACCAGUUACUGUCCCGCAACUAUCGCGCACUACCGUCCCUUCCAAUCCGGCUCUGUCCACUACCACGUUGAAGAUUGAGGGUAUGACCUGUGGAGCCUGCACCUCGUCUGUGGAGGCUGGGUUUAAAGAUGUCGCUGGAGUCAAAAGUAUAGUCAUCUCUUUGUUGGCCUCUCGAGCUGUUGUCGAGCAUGAUGCGGCCGUCAUCGCUCCAGAAAAGCUGGCUGAGAUUAUCGAGGAGCGAGGAUUCGAUGCCGAAGUGCUGGAAACUAAACAAGCACAGCCUGCUGGUAUCACUGGAUCUGUCGAAACUCAACAGACUGCAGAUGUCUAUACCACUACCGUGUCUAUCGAUGGCAUGACGUGUGGUGCUUGUACCUCCGCUGUCGAAGGCGCAUUCAAGAAUAAGCCCGGUGUAUUGAAAUUCAAUAUCAGCUUGUUAGCUGGAAGAGCUGUCCUUACCCACAAAUCACAAGAGUUGACCCCAGAACAAAUCGUGGAGACUGUAGAUGAUGCUGGCUUCGAUGCCAAGCUGAUUUCCUCCGAGCCUGAAGGUCUACAGAUGCAAUCAUCAUCUACUGUCCAACUUAAAAUCUACGGCCUGUCCGAUGCUACUUCCGCAACCGAGAUUGAGAACUUGCUGAGAGCGAAGGACGGUGUGAAGAGCGCUCUUAUCAGCCUUGCCACCUCCAGAGCCAAUAUUCGAUACGACCCUUCUGUUACUGGUCUCCGAAUGAUUGUUGAGACCGUCGAAAAUGCUGGCUACAACGCUUUAGUGGCCGAUUCGGACGACAAUAAUGCCCAGCUUGAAUCCUUGGCCAAGACGAAGGAGAUUCAAGAAUGGAAGCAGGCCUUCAUCACCUCCCUAUCUUUUGCCAUACCUGUCUUUCUCAUCAGCAUGAUCAUACCUAUGUUCAUUCCAGCUCUAAAUUUUGGUGGCAUCGAGAUAAUCCACGGACUGUUUAUGGGCGACGUGGUUUGCUGUGCCUUGACGGUUCCUGUUCAAUUCGGUAUCGGAAAGCGAUUCUAUGUGUCGGCUUACAAAAGUCUGAAGCACGGAUCACCCACUAUGGACGUUCUGGUCGUCAUAGGCACUUCGGCUGCUUUCUUUUUCAGUUGUCUUGCUGUCAUUGUAGCUGUUCUAAUACCUCCUCAUAACAAACCCGGCACCUUUUUCGACACCAGUACUAUGCUAAUCACUUUCAUUACUCUUGGAAGGUGGAUCGAAAAUAGAGCCAAGGGUCAAACUUCGAAGGCCUUGUCAAACUUGAUGAACCUAGCACCAAGUAUGGCAACCAUCUAUGAAGAUCCUCUUUAUGCAGAGAAACUGGCCGAAGACUGGGAAUCACCAUCAUCUCCAGUACUCGAAAAAGGAGAGAAGUCCACGGAUGAGCCGCAGACUACCAACGAGGCAGCUGCUGAGAGGACUAUUCCAACCGAGCUCAUUGAAGUUGGCGACGUUGUGCUCUUGAGGCCGGGUGACAAAGUGCCCGCCGAUGGAAAUGUGACUCGUGGUGAAAGCUACGUUGACGAGUCUAUGGUUACUGGAGAACCUGUACCUAUUCUGAAGAAGAAAGGUCAUGCGCUCAUCGCAGGAACAGUCAACGGUGCUGGUCGUCUCGACUUUCGAGUCACUCGAGCAGGUAAGGACACUCAGCUCAGCCAAAUCGUCAACCUUGUUCAGGAAGCUCAGACCAGUCGGGCGCCAAUUCAGCGUAUGGCAGAUCUGGUUGCAGGCUAUUUUGUUCCGAUCAUUGUUCUGCUUGGCUUGAUUACCUUCACUGCUUGGAUAAUCUUGAGCCAUGCUCUACCAAAUCCACCCAAGAUCUUCCUCGCAGCACAGUCAGGUGGUAAAACUAUGGUGUGCUUGAAGCUUUGCAUCUCGGUCAUUGUCUUUGCUUGUCCCUGUGCACUUGGUCUUGCUACACCAACUGCUGUCAUGGUUGGUACAGGUACUGCUUCUCAGCAAGGCAUUCUGGUCAAAGGUGGCGCUGCCCUUGAGACCGCCACGCGGAUCACACAUCUUGUGUUUGAUAAGACUGGCACCUUGACCUUUGGCAAACUCAAGGUCUCUAGAGUCACCAUUCAAGGCUCAUGGAAUGUUAGCGAGGAGGCCAGAAAAGUCUGGUGGACGAUUGUCGGCCUAGCUGAAUCUGGCUCUGAACAUCCUAUCGGACGUUCUAUUACACUGCAGGCCAAGGAACAUCUGAAGCUUGCUCCUGAAGAUCCGCUUCCUGGCCAGGUUGGUGCGUUUGAGAACAGGGUUGGCAAGGGCAUAACGGCUCAGAUCGAGGUUCGUGCCGUUAGCAAUUCUCAGCCGGAAAGGCACGAUGUUCUGAUAGGAAACGCCUCGUUCCUUGAAGCUCAGGACAUUGAUGUCCCGUCAGACGUGAAGCCAGAAAACAGCAAAACCCUGGCUGGUCUGACGCUGAUCUAUGUUGCUAUUGAUAACAAAUUUACAGGUGUGCUAGGACUUAGUGAUACGAUCAAACCUACUGCUGCAGCGACCAUCACAGCAUUGCACAGAAUGGGAAUCUCGACCUCACUAGUAACAGGAGACACGUAUAGUACUGCUCUUGCUAUCGCUGAAAAAGUCGGCAUUUCGACGGAUGCAAUUCGUGCUUCGGUCUCACCUGGCCAGAAGCACGAUAUCGUAGCAGAACUACAAGGCCAAGGCGAAAUUGUCGCAAUGGUCGGAGAUGGCAUCAACGACUCGCCAGCCCUUGCUACUGCUAAUGUCGGAAUCGGUCUCGUCUCUGGCUCUGACAUCGCAGUGGAAGCCGCUGAUAUUGUCAUUAUGCGUUCAGACGACCUUCUCAACAUUCCAGCGGCAUUAUGUCUCUGUCGCACCAUCUUUCACAGGAUCAAAGCAAAUCUCCUGUGGGCUUGUGGCUACAAUGUCAUUGGUCUGCCGUUUGCGAUGGGUUUCUUUUUGCCUUUUGGAUACUACAUGCCUCCACUCGCCUCAGCGAUCGCCAUGAUGUUCUCCAGCAUAUCAGUCACGCUCUCCUCCCUGGCACUACGUUGGGCAAGAAGACCAUCAUGGCUUAACGAAGAGAAGCUGGAAAUGGAAAGUGGAAAGAUUGCUGUGCCAAGGAUCGGACAGCCAAGGGUCGAGAAAGGCGUCGUGGCAUUCGGUCAGAAGAUUUGGGCAGUGUUUGACACGAAUCUUGGUGGAUUGAAGCGCAAGCGCGCUGGAGAUACAGGUGAUAGAGGUAAUUAUGUUCCAUUAAGAAGUGUAGAAAAUGUAUAG